Racocetra persica is the source of this 202-nucleotide messenger RNA. The record is from the annotation of a GenBank genome assembly. Lineage: Eukaryota; Fungi; Glomeromycota; Glomeromycetes; Diversisporales; Gigasporaceae.
CAUAUUUUAAUGGAACACGAACAAAACGUAUACACGCCAAAUGGGGGGAAUCACAAUGGACAAUAUGUACAAAAUCAUCUUAAUGAUGAUAAAAUAGAACCAGAUACACCAUCCACAAAACAGACUAAAACGGAGGAAAUUACAUUACAGAACGGAAAGUUUAUAAGAAAUUGUCAAAUACCUUCUGAUCUUUUAAGGAAUU